This is a messenger RNA of Gongylonema pulchrum, 321 nucleotides long. The record is from the annotation of a GenBank genome assembly. Lineage: Eukaryota; Metazoa; Nematoda; Chromadorea; Rhabditida; Gongylonematidae.
ACAACUCGAAAGGAUGAAACAGUGCAACUGCGUCCAUCUGCAAUCGCGACGGCAGCACUGCCUGGAUCAUCAGUACCCACACUGAAUCCCUCAACAAGCACGGUGGAAUCACCACUGGAUUUAUCAUGUCGAUCCGGGAACGGUUCAUUCAUCGAGGAACGAGAUAACCCAGUUGUCUGUGAACAUAGUAAUGCAGAUACGGACAGCUGCAGAAAGCGAGCAGCAACUGCUGCGCUGAUACGAGUGCCCCUCGCGCAUGGGUUUCUUUUCCCACUACUUUUUAUGAAAAAAAAAACCUGCUUGGCUUCUUUAUUUAAAUAG